Messenger RNA from Daldinia decipiens, 1311 nucleotides. Its product is annotated as FAD-linked oxidoreductase. The record is from RefSeq and is a predicted model, not a curated record. Gene Ontology annotation, molecular function: proline dehydrogenase activity; FAD binding. The coding region runs from base 1 to 1311 and encodes 436 amino acids. Lineage: Eukaryota; Fungi; Ascomycota; Sordariomycetes; Xylariales; Hypoxylaceae. Gene Ontology annotation, cellular component: mitochondrion. The transcript has 2 exons.
AUGGCUCGAACCAGAAGAUCAGGGCCAUCACCACUAUCAGUUCUUCCUCUGUCCACAGUGCUACGUAAUCUAGCCACUACUAGCAUAUCAUCUUCUCCAAUUCUAUUACCUCCUUCAUUGGCCAUCAUGAACAUCCUCGCACACUCCAAUCAGCCAGUCCUCAACCCGGAUAAAAACCCCUUACUCCGUUGGUUCUUAAAGAAGACGUUCUACGCGCAAUUCUGCGCGGGUGAGAAUGCGGCCGAGGUCCAUCAUACUAUCGACGGCCUCAAAAAGAUCGGCUUUACAGGUGUUAUCCUAGGGUACGCCAGGGAGAUCGUCCUCACUGACGUACAGACUCAGAAGCUCUCGGCGUGCGAAGAGGGACCCGUAGCCGAGGAAUGCGUACGUAACGAAAUUGGUCCCUGGGCGGCAGGGACCUUGGAGACGGUGACACUCGCACAGCCUGGGGAUUUCGUCGCGCUCAAGUUUACUGGCGCCGGACGGCAAGCAUUGUAUGCGCUUAAGAAUCGCCUACCACCGCCGAAGCAUCUGCGCAAGGCUAUCGACGAAAUCUGUGCCCUAGCUGCGAAGAGGGAUGUGCCCCUACUCUUCGACGCCGAACAGAUGGCAGUUCAGGCCGGCAUCGACGACUGGACCUUAGAGUACCAGCGCAAGCAUAACAAGAUACCAGGCCACGCUCUUAUCUAUGGCACAUAUCAAGCUUAUUUGAAAUCCACAGCAGCGACACUGAGUGAACACCUCGCGCUAGCCGCCAAGGAGGGCUUUACGUUAGGUGUCAAGCUCGUGCGUGGCGCAUACCUCGGCUUAGAUCCACGGUACAUCAUCCAUGAUACCAAAGCUGACACAGACACGACGUACAAUGGAAUCGCGGCGAGCCUUAUCUGCCGGCAGUGGGGUUCCGUGUUAAAGUCACCGGAAGAAGGCCUCAAAUUCCCACGUGUCAGUAUCAUAUUAGGGUCUCACAAUCUAGAGUCGGUGCGCCGGGCACGGGCAAUCCGAGAUAGCGAGCAGUCUGACCGUACCACGGAGUUGGCGAUCGCACAGCUGCAGGGCAUGGCGGAUGAGGUCAGUUGCGAGCUAGUCUGUGCGUCACGGCGAUGCGACGGCUACGUCCAGGAGAAGGGCGACGUGCCAAAGGCUUAUAAGUACAUCGUUUGGGGCACUACAGGCGAGUGCAUGAAGUACUUGCUCAGGAGAGCGAACGAAAACAAGGACGCAGUAGCAAGAACGAAGAGCGGGCGUGAUGCCAUGUGGAAUGAGAUUAAGAGGCGGUUUAGGACCUCUCUGGGAUUGGCGGCGGCGGCGUGA